Molecule: messenger RNA, 6765 nt
Organism: Alternaria arborescens
Lineage: Eukaryota; Fungi; Ascomycota; Dothideomycetes; Pleosporales; Pleosporaceae
Exons: 2
Coding region: 1-6765 (2254 amino acids)
Molecular function (GO): protein binding
Source: RefSeq, a predicted model, not a curated record
AUGCGAAGUCUUUUGAGGCAACUCACCGUCAAAAACGAAGAAACUUUUGAGAUCGUCGAGCAGGUUCACCUAGAGUUUAGGCGACGAGAGGCCAGGGGGAAGGUUGGCAUGGGGGACGUGGACAAACUGGAGCCACAUGAGUGCACACACUGGAUAGCCCAACUUCUCCAAACAGAUGAGGUAAUCAUCAUCAUCGAUGCUAUCGACGAAAUAGACGUCACGGACAGGCAUCUUCUGCUCAAAGAGCUGAUAGCGCUUCGAGACGAUUCAGGCCGUGUUACGAAGAUGAUGCUUUCUAGCAGAGACGACACAAACCUUGCGCAGUGGCUAGAAGGGUCAACGGAACUACGCUUACAAGCAUCCCUUACCCAAGCUGAUAUGCAAAGUUUCAUUAGACAUUGCGUCUCCAUGGCAGUCGAGAACAAACAUCUCCUUGACGGUGGAGUAGACCCUCUCUUCCAAUCAGAAUUGGAGUCUUAUCUUCUCGAUCGCGCGGAUGGAAUGUUCCGAUGGGUGGAGCUCCAAUUAAGACACUUUUGCGAUCUGAAGUUGAAACCCAGUAUAAAGCAGGCGAUGUCAGAUCCUGCUGGAGCUUCCAUUCACACCGUCAAUCAUCUGUAUGCUACAAUAUUUGAUGGGAUUCUCAAGACAGAUUCUGUGGCGUACGAAAUAGCAGCACAAAUCUUCCGGUUGAUGAUGUGCCUGCACGAGAUCAUGUCCCCUCAAGCACUACUUGCUGCAGCGUCUUUGACACGGGACGAGUCGCGGAACUCUUUGGAUCUUUCCGAUUUACUCAGAAUCUGCUCUCAUCUAGUGAUCCUUGAUGAUGAACUCGACACGAUCCGAUUCGCUCAUGCUUCCGUUCAAGAAUACCUGUCGCGUCUUCCGGAAUUCAGCGUAAUGAAUGCCAAUAGUACAGCCGCGUUGGCUUGUGUUACUAGUUGCAUCGACAGCCCGUUGCCCGAACUGAGUGUCGGUGUUCAACCUUCUCGCGAUUUCGACGUGUAUGCAGCGAUAUACUGGCCGCUCCACUACAAUGCUGCAAGCGAACAUGACCGUAACGAUUGUUUACAAGAUUUAUUAAGAGAGUUUAUGUUCUCAGAUCAGGAGUUUAUGUCGCCCUUUUCAUCCUGGAUCGAGACAGUUGAAAGUAUAGCAAAGAUACUGCCCUGGCCACACACGCGCCUCCCGGAUCUCGUUGCUGUUGGGAGCAAAAGCGCCACUCCGUUCUUCGCUGCAUGUAUCUAUGGGUUUGCGUUCGCUAUCGAAAACCUGUCCAGAACGCCAUCUUUUGAUGUCAAUCAGAAGAAUGCGCGUGAUAAUACGGGUCUGUACCUGGCAUCGGCUGCGGGUCAAACUCGUGUGGUAGACGAUCUACUGAAGCUGGGCGCUGACAUCGCAAUCGAAGGCGGGCGUCACACAACUCCACUUCAAGCGGCGUGUGCCAAUGGCCAUGGAGACAUUGCUCAGCUCAUCAUCAGACGGUCAUCCCAAAAGCUCACAGCUGAAGUGAUAGCUUCCGCUAUACAAACUGCUUUAUGUAAUGGUCAUGAGGACGUGGCGCUCAUCCUCUUGAAGAAGAAUGCUUUGCCAAUAUCGCAAGACACCGUCGACCAAGUUUUCGAAGUUGCGGCAGGUAUGGGCUUCGCAGAACUCAUGAACUACCUGCACCUGACAUCAAAGUCGUUGAGCGGGAAUAAGAAGCCUGUGAUCACAGGAGCGAUUAAGAUCUUUCACGAUACUAAACUUCGUUGGUUCCGAAACCACUUCCAAGACAAAGCACUGCCUAAUGAUGCUAUCGCAACAGCUGCAUUCUAUGGCCAGAACGAGAUUAUCAAGUUCUUUCUCGACAAGGGCCUGGGCAUCGAACAUGAAGGACCCUUCGGAACACCACUUCGUGCAGCCAGCCUGAUGGGCCAUGGCACGACUGUGAGAUUGCUUCUCGACAGAGAUGCGGUAGUAAAUGCAAAUGGACCAUUUGGUGACGCCCUUCAAGCAGCCGCGAUGAGAGGACACUUAUCUAUAAUCACAAUGCUGAUACGAAGUGGUGUAGCUGUGAACAACACUGGCGGUUAUUACGGCAAUGCGCUUCAGGCAGCCACAUAUCGUGGCCACAUCGAAGUUGUCGAAGCCCUCCUUGCAGCUGGUGCUCCCAUAGGCCAAAAGGGCUUGUUUGAUGAUGCUCUAAGUGCUGCGGUUUCAGGAGGCAGGCAGGCCAUCGCGGAUUUGCUCCUACGAAGCGGCUAUCGAAGCCUGUCCCUUUGGGAUGAGGAUGAGAUAAUGAGCGCGACAGCCGCUUAUCGUAAACGUCCCCCUCCAACACACGUUGAUCUCCUAUCAGCGCUCGAUUCUACACAUCACGUCGAGCGCGAUCGACAGGCACAUCGAGCGAACGCGAAUAGAGGACGAGAAAUUACCUUUGAAGAGGCAUAUAAAACCAUCCAUUGCAGCGUCGAAGUCGAAAGCGUCACAGAACUCACGGAUCUUGAGCACCACAAACGAUUUGGAUCUGAUGCUUUUCUCGUUGCUAUAGCGGCUGGCCAAGAAUCUAUAGUCCGAAAUAUGUUGGACCAUCGCUCCGCAAUUGGACUUUCGCCGUCCAAUAUCGGGAUUGGACUCAAGGUGGCUUCUGCGGCUGGUCAACUCGGUAUUGUUGACCAUAUUCUCAUGACAUCAGAUUCACCAAGAAAACAUAUUCCCCGAGCGUUGGAGCGAGCAGCAUGGUACGGGCAUAUCAAAAUCAUAAAGCGACUUCUCGAGUGUAAGGAAGCAUACGGCCCUCCGCCAGACUCAUAUUAUGCUCCGUUCACUCCAAAGAAAGAGAAGAGACUGAAGACAGUUUGCCACGACGGGCAACUCAAGAGUCAUCUCGAUGACACACAGUGGAGUAAAGUGUCUAGUGACAAGAAGGGGAGUCGGUGGUCGGACUAUUUUCCCUUCUCUUACCAGGUGCUCGAGACGAACGAAACGGCUGAAAACGGUCAUAUCAUGAGGAUCCUUCUACAAGGUUGUCGAGCUAACGCACCAGCCACAGUGGGGCUUGCGCUGCAAUUGGCCGCAGAAUCUGGAUUGCAGAAUCUACUUGCGAUCACUCUUCCUAUCACAAUCCAAUCUGAUAGCGAAAGGGUCUUACAAAUACUCUGUCGACAUAACCCUACCAUUGAUACAAUUGUGAUCGAGAAGGCUUGUGCUCAAGCGGAAAAAAACGAAUCUCUUCGUGUGCUCUACAACCUCUUGAAACACGAUGGCAAUCAUGACUACCAAAUGCAAGACUACUGGAAAGUAUUCCAUGGUGCUGCUAGUACCGAGCACAGCGAGCUUGUUUCCUAUCUUUGUCAUCAAACACUGCACUUGCAAGAUGACUCGGUAUUUGUACGGAGAUUCAUUGAGGCUGCGCAGGGAGGUUACGUCUUCGCAAUGAAAACUUGGGAAAGACGACUGCUUCAGUUCGCGGAUUUUAAGCUCUUCAUGUCCCAGGCUCUGGACCAGGCAUGUGCAAACGGACAUGCCGUGGUGGUAUCAUAUCUGAUCGAACGUGGGGUUCAUGUCAAUACAAUCGUCGAGGAGCCCGUGCUGCAUUCCAGCCUCGUUGACAACCACUAUAUAUCCAUGCAAAGGGACGGAGUCACCAAGCAAGAAGUUUGGCCAAGGACAGCACUGCAGGCCUGUCUUCAAGCCACGCCGCAAUACGACCGAACCCAUGGGGUUUCGACAAAAGAACUAAAAGAUUUCAAAGAACAGAAAAAGAAAUUUCUAAGCAAACAACGCGCAGUGAUCGAGCUACUAUUACGCGAGAAUGCAGAUGUCAGUGUCGUGGACAGCCAUGGACGAAGCGCUCUUCAUCACGCGGCUCUCUGCUGUCCUGCAGAAACGGUCCGUAUGAUAUUAGAGAGUGGAGCAGCAAUCGACCUGCCCGACGAAGACAACAGAACGCCAUUGUUUUACGCUGCGUGGAGAGAAUUAGACUCAUUCACUGUUCUCAAGGUUCUGACUAAAGCUGAGGAACAGGCAGUCAAAGCAUCAGCGACCCACUCUUCUUCAACUUUCCUUUUAGACGCUGCGCUUUCAGUAUUCAUCAGAGAAGGAUUCGUAGAGUCUGAAUCUGUUCAUCAAGUGUUAGAAUCCGGUCCAGGAGCUGUCAUUCGAUACCUUCUGCAAUCGCAACUUGACUUACAAGCCACCGCGAGUGGAUUCACUCUCCUACUCCAAAUGGCGGCAGCGGACGGUGAUAUUGAGCUCAUCAAAUUGCUCAUAGAACGUAAUGUUGAUUUCAAGGCUGUAGGACACUAUUUUGGGACGGCGUUACAUGCUGCUGCUCGGUUCGGCCACCUGGACUGCAUUGAACUGCUCGUAGAGGCUGGCAGCGAGAUUGCUUCAAUCGCAGGCAGGAAGAAAUGGAAUCCACUUCGUACCGCAGUAGAAGGCCGACACCUAGCUACUGUGCAACGUUUGCUCGACUGGGGUGCGAUGCAAUCUUAUGACUGUUCCAUCGAUCAGGGGUUGGCGCGAUACAGCCCGACAGGCUCAAUACUGACUUCAGCCUGCCGCAGCGGAAGCGUCGACCUAGUCAAGUUGUUGCUCUCAUACUCGGAACCUAACACUCUGAUGCCCGGGCAGACAGAGACACGGCGUACUCAGUUCGCAGACAUGACUAGCGCACUACAGGGCGCUUGCGAAAAUGGCCACGUAGAGAUUGCCGCCCUGCUGAUCGAAUAUGGGGCAGACGUGGAAGAGGAGUAUGGUCGGUUCUUGUCUCCACUGACAGCCGCUGCCACUGCCGGAGAUCUUAAAACAAUGAAAGUCCUACUGGCCGCAGGAGCUACCUUGUACGAUGCUGGACGAGCCAUCAACAUCUUGAGGACACUUGUCGUGGGAGAGAAACCCAAGGAUAUCAUCGACUAUGUCCUUAUCCGUUUGCUGCAUACGGACGAUUUCAUAUAUGCUUGUAGAGAGGUCCCUACUUACGUGCGCGCUUGGCAAGAAGAUGCCAAAUUUGUUCUCCAUGUGCAAACUAUGCAGAGCUCCGAUAGACUGCUUGCAAACCUUGCUGUCCUGGGUGCUCAACGAAGUAUGGAGCUGCUAUUUGGGAGCACAAUCGAGAUGGCUGAUGUGAGACCUCCGGUGCUCCAGGCAGCAGCCUACUUCCAGAGCUACAACAUUCUCUUCGAGCUCUUGCCGAUGGUGGUCAUCCCGCAACCCUUACCAUUGAAAUAUCAGUCUCCAGCCUACGCCAUGCUAGCAGGCCUCAUGCCUAUACAAAUGAAGACAGACAGGUCCCACAAGACUUUAUGCUGCGACGCUUGGGCCACGAAUUCCUUCUUGUACUCUUGGCUUCCCGGCCGGCCAAACAAGGAAUGUGCAUGCAGUAAUGCGCGCACUGCUGCCAGUGAGGCUAUAUUGAAGCUUGCGCAGAUUGAAGAAAGCCAUGUUUGCGCAUCAGCUGGCAUUCUACACCUAGCCUCUUACCUGGGAAUGCUACAAGUUGUCCAAGUCUGUCUUGAUCUUGGCGUCAAAAUCGACCAGCGUCACGAAUCAUUCGGGUCUGCGUUAAUUGCUGGAAUCGAAGGUGGUAGCUUGGAUGUAGUUACAAUGCUGCUUCAGCGCCAUGUCGAUGUCAACACAGCAUCUGAUGACAUUGGAACCCCUCUCUACCCCACAUGCCAGACGCGAAACGAGGCUGGGCGACGUUUUGUAAAUUACAAACCUCCCAGUACUGGAACGGCCUUGCAAAGGGUCUGUCAAAACGAGGAUUCCGAAAUGGCCGAAAUCCUUCUCCAGCAUGGUGCUGAAGUCAAUGUGUUGAUUCCUAGAAAGGGAACACCUAUGCACGUUGCUUGUGAAAAGGGAGACGAGAAAUUACUCAAAUUGCUUCUCAAAUACGGUGCCGACGUUGACAUCGUUUCACCCGAUUUGGGAUCAGCCUUGCAUGUAACAUGUAAAUCUCACAGCGCUGGCUUGGCCAAGAUACUUCUCCAACACGGCGCGAACGUGAACGUCUUCUCGUCGAAUCAUGGAACACCUCUGCAUGCUGCAUGCGCAGAUAAAGGAGAUGAUGCAACAAUACAGCUACUACUGGAGCAUGGUGCGGACGUCAAUUCGAAAGGAAGUAAUGGAGAAACUCCACUCACUUCAAUCUUGUCGCGGGAAAGAUACUCCUCCGCGCGAUUGAUAGAAUCGCUUCUCAGCACUGAGCAGCGCUUAGAAGCCACUGAAAACGAUUUGGAUCGAUUGAUGACCGGAUCCGGGUACCCAGAAUCUGCAAUUCAAACCUGCAAGCGGGUCCUGGCAGACAAUACGCAUUUGAAGCCUACGAUCGAGACCAUUCGGUUAUUGCUUUCUGGCCUAGGAUGUUCCGAUUCAAACAUACUUCGUCUGCUUCUUGCAAGAGCGCCACAUCUCACGAUCACAUUGGACAUAGUCAAACAGGCUAAGAAUCUAGGAAGUUUUGAGCUUCUGACAAGACACGGAUCUUGUAUCGAGAUUACAGCAGACUUAAUGCGAAGUUUCCUAGAUCCGCUCGAGCUGAACUUGAUAAAGUACUCCGUACAGUCUGCGCCUGAAGUAAGGCCACCACCUGCUGUCGUCACAGCAAUCAGAGCAAUCUUGGACCAACCGGAGCCCAAAUCUAAUGGAUCUCGACAAGGAGACUCGAUGGUAGCCUUCAUACGAUAUCGCCGAAGUUACCAAAAACCAAUUGCAAAAGAGAUCAUGGAGCUUAUACUGGCUCGACAUCCUGAUGUCGAAUCAUAUUCCGGCACAGCAUGA